Lactuca saligna is the source of this 423-nucleotide messenger RNA. NCBI's taxonomy places the organism in Eukaryota, Viridiplantae, Streptophyta, Magnoliopsida, Asterales, Asteraceae. The record is from the annotation of a GenBank genome assembly.
AUGAUAGCGGUAAGAUCCAUAUUCGAGGUUCGGUACCCUCGCCUCGAGUUGCCUGACUUCUCAUCCCGACUCCAUUAUAGCGGCAAGCUCCGCAUGCGAGCUUCUCAGCCUGGCUCCAUUAUAGCGGCAAGCUUUGCAUGCGAGGUUCAGCACCCUCAUCAUGAAUCGUCUAGCUUCUCAGGACGACUCCAUCAUAGCGGCAAGCUCCGCAUAUUAUCACAACAACAUCCCGACUACCUACAACCCCUCAACAUCUUCGUUGCAUUGCCCUCAAUAGUUCCUUGCUACGCUUGCCCUACCUAUAGCCUCACUGCUUAUACCUCAGCAUCUCGGUUACCUGGAUCUCGGAAACGGUCUCGCUAUGCAACCUUAACCUAUAGCCUCACUGCUUAUCCCGCAACGAUUCCAUUGUCUGGCUAUUAA